Messenger RNA from Dendrobium catenatum, 1748 nucleotides. RefSeq names its product AUGMIN subunit 8. The record is from RefSeq and is a predicted model, not a curated record. Gene Ontology annotation, molecular function: microtubule binding. Gene Ontology annotation, biological process: spindle assembly; centrosome cycle. Gene Ontology annotation, cellular component: nuclear microtubule; centrosome; cytoplasm. The transcript has 7 exons. NCBI's taxonomy places the organism in Eukaryota, Viridiplantae, Streptophyta, Magnoliopsida, Asparagales, Orchidaceae. The coding region runs from base 32 to 1654 and encodes 540 amino acids.
UGCAAAAAUUAACUUUCGUUGUGGUCUUUGAAUGGAUGGGUGUAGAGCGAGGCAUUCCAGGGCCGGGAUUCCACAGAAACCAGAUCAGUUGGAAGAGACCAAAAGACCAAAGAUAGGACUGUGUGAGAAGAGAAAUGGCGUACCUUUGGUUUGCAAUUUUAGGACAAGAGAAGCUUCGUCUGGAUACAAGACAUCAAAAGCUUCUCUUUCCAUUCAGGUUGUUCCUCGACGAUCCCAAUCUCCAACUUUUAAUCCCAAAUCAAAUGAACAAGAGCUGAAGCUGCCAAGGAGAUCUAAGUCUGCUGACAGAAUAAGGCCUUCGAAUUCUCUAUCUGUUUGUUCCAGACCUUUGACACCCUCUUCCAAAUCCUUAAGACCUUCCACUCCUACAUAUGAUUCAGUGACACAUUUGUUAGCUGUAAGAACUUCUGAUGGACUUUGGCCUGCAAUGAAGACUCUGUCUUCAUCAUUUGGUUUGAAUUCUACUCCUCUUCAGAGUAGAAUUCCUGAGAGGAAAUGGAUUCCUUCUCAGAGUAGGAGAACUUCUGAUCUCUCUGAGAAUUCUAGACCUUUGGACGAUUUGCAUGGAAGAACAGUGGAGCAGGACCCGGGACUUGGUUUGAGAAGUAGAAUGAUAUCUGCUAAUAGUUCAAAGUUCAACUCUUUGAUUACACCAUCUAGAGGGAUUUUACAUGGAAGUAUUCAUGAUUCUCAUGGUUCUGAUAAAGGGCACAAACAAUUGAAAAGUAAGGUUGAAAGAAGAGUAACUCUUGAUUGUAAUGGGCAGUCAAAACAUGAAUCUUGUAUGAGUUUGUCUUCUCCCCGUUUAUGCUCUUCUGAAAAGGCUUUGCAGGUGAGAAAAGCAAGUUGGAGAAGUUCGUCACCUACAUCAGGAUCUUAUCAUGUUUUCCCUCUGAACAAGACUUUAUCUGCACCACACCCUACACUGAAACAGAUUAGUAGUCCUUCCUUCACAUCUAACAGCACAAAAAGUGGAGAAUGUCCUACUGUUGAAGUGAGGAGAGGAAAACAAGGUACUAAACGCAUCGAAGGUGCUCAUCAACUACGUAUGUUGUAUAACAGAUACUUGCAAUGGCGCUUUGUGAAUGCUCUAACUGAGGAUGUUUUAUCUGUGCAACGAAUAAGAGCAGAGACUAAACUUUACGAUAUGGAGAAUGUUUCUUCAGAAUUAUGCGAUCCUUUCGUUAAGAAAAUAAUUUAUAAGCAUCACAUGAAGCAAGAUAUGAAGCUGAACAUGCUUCUGACUGAACAGAUAACAUACCUUGAAGACUGGGCCGCUAUUGAAAAUGAACAUCAUUUUUCAUUAUCUGGAACAACUAGAGCUCUAAAGGCGAGCACAUUAUGGAUUCCUGUAACAGGAGAAGCCAGGGGGGAUAUAAAAGCCCUGAAAAAUGCCAUCAAUUCAGCAGUGGAUGCAAUGCAGGCAAUAAGUUCUUCAAUUUGUUAUUUGUCAUCUAAGGUAGACCAACUAAGUUCACUUACUUCCGAAGUUUUGGCUUCUGCAAGAAAAGAAAGAUCCAUGCUUGACGACUGCACUGAACUACUAGUUUUUGCAGGAGAGCUGCAGGUACAUAAUUCCAGCCUCAGAGCACACAUAAUGCAGCUGGGCCAGGUUCUAUCUCCAUGUUUUUGAAUCGAGCUUGAAUUAAAAAAAGAUGCAUUAUGAGGCACCUGAGGUAAUUCAAUUGCAAAAGGAAAGAGAAUAUUACCAUUCACCAGUAGUCCCG